GGUCCAACUUGAAGAAACAUUGCCAGGUAGAGGGAGCUAGUGAAGUCGAGCUUUACUUGGGGGAGUCCGCACCGCAGCUCCACCUCCGCCCGCCCCCUUUCCCUUAAAGGAAAACAAAAGAAAGGAAACCAGCUACCAACCCCCAAACCCUCCGUCCCAUUUAUUCUCUUCGCACUGAUCGCCCAUUUGGCGGAUUCCCCGACGCAGCCCCCCGCUAUAGUUAGCAGCAGUCCCACCCCCCCAAUUCAAACCUCCCUCUUCCCGACCAACCAACCCAAGAAAUGGCGUUCGCGGCCAGCCCGGCAGCCACCACCACCACCAUUCUCAACACCUCCUUCUUCACCUCCAAACCCAGCUCUUCCUCUUCCCUCCCCAUCAAGACCCGGCCCUUCUACGUCCGCAACUCCGUCACCGCCGUCGCCCCCGCCGCCAAGGUCGCCCAGGACUGCCAGGUCAAGUCCGUCAAGGCCAGGCAGAUCAUCGACAGCCGUGGCAACCCCACCGUCGAGGUCGAUCUCUUCACCGGCGACGGCCACCUCUUCCGAUCCGCCGUCCCCAGCGGCGCCUCCACCGGGAUCUACGAGGCUCUCGAGCUUCGCGACGGGGACAAGUCCGUCUACGCCGGUAAAGGCGUCCUCACUGCUGUUGCCAACAUUAAUGAUAUUCUCGGCCCUAAGCUCGUCGGCGUUGAUGUUAGAAGUCAAGCGGAUGUAGAUGCUCUGAUGCUGGAGAUUGAUGGAACCCCAAACAAGUCGCAACUUGGGGCCAACGCCAUACUGGGAGUCUCCCUCAGUGUGUGCAGAGCUGGGGCAGGUGCCAAGAGAGUGCCAUUGUACAAGCACAUCCAGGAAUUGGCAGGGACGAAAGAGCUGGUUAUGCCCGUCCCGGCUUUCAAUGUCAUCAAUGGAGGCAGCCAUGCUGGAAAUGCACUAGCUAUGCAGGAGUUCAUGAUUUUGCCUGUUGGGGCUGGUUCUUUCGCCGAGGCCCUCCGUAUGGGCAGUGAAGUUUACCAUACACUCAAGGGGAUUAUCAAAUCGAAGUAUGGACAGGAUGCUUGCAAUGUUGGUGAUGAAGGUGGGUUUGCUCCUAAUGUACAAGACAAUAGGGAAGGGCUGGUGCUUCUCAUGGAUGCUAUUGACAAGGCUGGUUAUACAGGAAAGAUCAAAAUAGGAAUGGAUGUUGCUGCUUCAGAAUUUUUUACCAAGGAUGGAAGAUACGACUUGAACUUCAAGAACCAACCGAAUGAUGGAGCUCACGUGCUUGCAGCUCAGAGCCUUGGAGAUCUUUACAGGGAAUUUAUCAAGGAUUUCCCUAUUGUCUCCAUUGAAGAUCCAUUUGACCAGGAUGACUGGAGCUCUUGGGCGUCUCUGCAGUCUUCUGUGGAUAUCCAACUUGUGGGAGAUGAUUUGUUGGUCACAAAUCCCACUAGAAUAGCUGAAGCUAUUGGCAAGAAGUCCUGCAAUGGUUUGCUUCUCAAGGUGAACCAGAUUGGCACGGUGACAGAAUCCAUUAAAGCUGCACUUGACUCGAAAGCUGCAGGAUGGGGAGUGAUGGUUAGCCACCGAAGUGGUGAAACUGAAGAUAAUUUCAUUGCAGAUCUUUCUGUUGGACUGGCCAGUGGACAGAUUAAAACUGGAGCUCCUUGCAGAAGUGAGCGAUUGUCCAAAUACAAUCAGCUGCUGCGGAUUGAAGAGGAACUAGGAAAUGUGCGCUAUGCUGGCGAAGCCUUCCGAUCCCCAUAGGAGAAGAGAAGGGAAAGGUGGAAUGAAAUGAAACAUAAUUUGAGUUAAAUUGGUGAAGUGGGAGUCGAGGUACAUGGCAAAGCAGCAGAAAGAGUCGCGUAAUUAGGCACUAAAAAUUUCAAUUUUUGUACUUUCGUUGUUACCUAAUUGAUUACAGAUGAACAGGCGCUUGGUUGUUAACAAUAAAGUUUGCAUUUACAUGGAUUUGGUGUUCAACAUCCAUGGCACUGGCAAAGCUACGCCCUAUUGUAUUGCUGGCUGGGAUUAUCUCUCGUCCCUCCAUUUCUGAGUGAAUUAAAAGAAAGCUGGUUUGCUUGUGUUAGAUAGUCAUUAAUUGAGGGGGUUUAUUUGUUAUUUGGACGUUUUAUGUUAUGUCGGCUAUUUCGGGAAUUAUUGGGGUUAAUUCGGUUAGGUUAAGUCUUUGGGUAGUUAUAGGGAAUUAGUCGGUUUAUAUAUAUUCUGUGUUAGGCCUAGGUUAAGGUUAAGCAAUAACAACAGAAUUAUUCC
This is a messenger RNA of Linum trigynum, 2249 nucleotides long. Lineage: Eukaryota; Viridiplantae; Streptophyta; Magnoliopsida; Malpighiales; Linaceae. The record is from the annotation of a GenBank genome assembly.